CAGUCCACGUAUUGUUUAAACUCAUCAUCGUCACUCCACGUCUCUCUCGCACAUCGAAUCACAAAACAAGCAAACGACUGCCAUCAACGCUACCACCGGAAAUCUCCAAUCACAACCGUUCUCCGCUAGCAACUUCCAGAUUUCAGCAUCUGAUGCUAGUUUAUUCCGUAUGUUUUGCUCUCCUUCGCUGUAUACCUGUCUAUUUCAGGGUAUUUCCGUCAUCCAAGCAUGUUUUUGGUCGGAAUUGGUGGAAUGAAACCUGGUCUUUAAAGUAGUUUCAUUGUAUGGUCGUCCUUAAAUCCUUAAUGAAAUAAGGGGCUAAAAAAGGCAAAAUGGAUGUCGAAUCUGCGAAGCCAGAAGUGGAUCUAGAAGCUUCUGUUGCUGUAGAUAGCGGACAUGAUAAUGUUGGACAAAAUGCAUCAUCAAAGUUCUCUGCUUCUAGCCUAAGCACAUGGGCCAAAAGUUUUAAACUUCCUCAAUCUUUGAGCGGCACACAAGCUGAGUCGUCAUCUGAAACUACUGGAAAAUCAUCUUUUGCGCGCUUGACUGGUGGGUUUGGGUUGCGGUUAUCUCCAAAGGCUUCCCAACAAACUGAUGAUCCUGUUGAAGCUCCAAAAUCACCACAAGCUGGCUUCAUUGGGACCCUCACUAAAGGUUUUGUUGACACAUCUAAAAGUGCAGCGAAGGCUGUGCAAGUAAAGGCUCGUCAUGUUGUAUCACAAAACAAGCGAAGAUAUCAGGAAGGAGGAUUUGAUCUGGAUAUGACAUACAUCACUGAGAAUAUAAUUGCAAUGGGAUUCCCUGCAGGCGACAUGAGUUCAGGUUUCUUUGGAUACGUUGAGGGAUUUUACCGUAAUCACAUGGAGGAAGUAAUCAAGUUCUUUGAAACUAAGCACAAGGACAAGUACAAGGUGUACAAUCUAUGCUCUGAAAGGUUAUAUGAUGCAUCACUGUUUGAAGGAAAGCUUGCUAGCUUCCCGUUUGAUGACCAUAAUUGCCCUCCGAUACAACUCAUAAUAUCAUUUUGCCAUAGUGCCUACUCAUGGUUAAAAGAGGACAUAGAUAACGUUGUGGUUGUUCAUUGUAAGGCUGGAAUGGCUAGAACAGGCUUAAUGAUCACAAGUCUGCUUCUAUAUCUGAAGUUUUUCCCCACAGCUGAGGAAUCUAUAGAUUAUUACAAUCAAAAAAGAUGUAUUGAUGGGAAGGGACUUGUUCUUCCAAGUCAAAUCAGGUAUGUCAAAUACUUUGAACGCGUUUUAACUCACUUCAAUGGAGAAGAUCAGCCUGGGCGCAGGUGUAUGCUCAGAGGAAUCCGUCUUCAUAGGUGCCCUUAUUGGAUUAGACCGGCAAUUACCGUCUCAGAUCAUAAUGGUGUUCUUUUUUCUACCAAGAAGCAUUCUAGAACCAAGGAUUUAUCACCAGAAGAUUAUUGGUUUGCUGCACCUAGAAAGGGUAUAAUGGUCUUUGCGCUACCUGGGGAGCCGGGCUUGACCGAAUUAUCUGGUGAUUUUAAGAUUCAUUUUCAUGACCGUCAAGGAGAUUUCUACUGCUGGCUAAACACAACAAUGAUUGAGAACAGGACGAUCCUAACCACCAAUGAUCUUGACGGAUUUGAUAAGAGGAAACUACCAUCUCCAGGAUUUCAAGUGGAGGUUGUGGUAGUCGACUACAACCCCGACGUUCAAGCAAAACCCCAAACUGAAAGUACAACUAAACCAGCUGAGGGUACAACACCAAAUCCUCCCUCCGAAACCUCCUCAAGUAUUCCUAAAGAUGCUGGCAAAAUUGAAAAUUUGUCAAAUGAGACCCAAAAUCUCUCUCUAGAUAAUUCAGGGCCCAAACAGACUGAUACCAAAACCAGUGAGCCCAAAGUGGGUAGUAAAACCGGUGGUGUAACAUCGGGCUCGGGACUUGGUGGCCCAAGCCCAAUUGGGGAGGUAAGUGAUUUCAAGGCAAUGGCUGCUGAUGCAUCUGUGUUCACUUUUGGAGAUGAUGAAGACUUCGAAAGUGAUGGGGAGUAAGCGACUCCAAGAUGUUGUACUUGUGGCUUUGAUACUUGUACAUAAGAUGGACUUUAAAGAACUAAAUUUGAUGGUUUAUUUGGUUCAUUUAGAAACAUCUAGCUCAUCUACGGAUUAGAAGUUAUGCUAAGCAAAUGCCACACAAAUGUCCUGCGUGAGGCGGGGUUGUAUGUGAAGAACAUAUACCAAACUGGACUCUUUGAUAUGUUUGUUCGUUUGAUUUCACAGUUGAAUAACAUUGGAAGUGUUAUGUUGCGAAUGAACGUUUGUGUGUACUUUCGUUUUGUCAUUUGAUCUUUGAUAUGAAUAAUUCUGAAAAACUGGUUUCACAA
Messenger RNA from Helianthus annuus (common sunflower), 2353 nucleotides. RefSeq names its product phosphatidylinositol 3,4,5-trisphosphate 3-phosphatase and protein-tyrosine-phosphatase PTEN2A. The transcript has 14 exons. Gene Ontology annotation, biological process: dephosphorylation. Bases 333 to 2021 code for a protein of 562 amino acids. NCBI's taxonomy places the organism in Eukaryota, Viridiplantae, Streptophyta, Magnoliopsida, Asterales, Asteraceae. Gene Ontology annotation, molecular function: phosphatidylinositol-3,4,5-trisphosphate 3-phosphatase activity. Gene Ontology annotation, cellular component: cytosol. The record is from RefSeq and is a predicted model, not a curated record.